Molecule: messenger RNA, 2654 nt
Organism: Eptesicus fuscus (big brown bat)
Lineage: Eukaryota; Metazoa; Chordata; Mammalia; Chiroptera; Vespertilionidae
Gene: RDH12
Product: retinol dehydrogenase 12
Exons: 9
Coding region: 304-1287 (327 amino acids)
Source: RefSeq, a predicted model, not a curated record
CCUCCGAGGAUUGCGUUACCUUCUGACCUGUGAUUCAUGUAGCAGGAAGAGUGCUUCUCAAUUCUUUGCAAGCCCUAAGUGAGUUCUUCAUCGGUGAAUUAUAGGUCCAUUCCUGCACUGGUUCCUCUGGUGUUUUCAUCAUCCUCUCUACUGAACCCCGUCCUGCACUGCCAGGGGUGAACCUGAGGAGGGACGGUGAAGGAUUAAAGAAGACAGGCAAGAGAAUACAGUUGGGGACAAACUCAGGAUAAAUUGAGCAUCAUCUCCACAAAUUCAGGGGAUCUUGGAUUUGAUUCAGUAGAAAUGCAGAGCUCAGAAGACAUUAUUACAAAGGUCCUUGGGAUUCCCACGAGGCAGGAGUACUUGGAGUACUUGGCACAAUGCCUGGCACCAAGAAAUAUGCAGAAGUUCUUUGCUGGUGGGGUUUGUAGAACAGACGUGCAGCUUCCUGGGAAGGUCGUGGUGAUCACUGGCGCCAACACCGGCAUCGGCAAGGAGACGGCCAGAGAGCUCGCUCGCAGAGGAGCCCGAGUAUACAUUGCCUGCCGAGAUGUACUCAAGGGGGAGUCUGCUGCCAGUGAAAUCCGAGCUGAUACAAAGAACUCCCAGGUGCUGGUGCGGAAACUGGACCUAUCGGAUACCAAAUCCAUCAGAGCCUUUGCUGAGGGCUUUCUGGCAGAGGAAAAGCAGCUCCAUAUUCUGAUCAACAACGCGGGAGUGAUGAUGUGCCCAUAUUCCAAGACGGCUGAUGGCUUUGAAACCCACCUGGGAGUCAACCACCUGGGCCACUUCCUUCUCACCCACUUGCUCCUGGAGCGGCUGAAGGAAUCUGCUCCUGCACGGGUGGUGAACCUGUCAUCAAUGGUCCACAUUGCUGGCAAGAUUCGCUUCCACGACCUCCAGGGUGAGAAGCGCUACAGCCGCGGUUUUGCUUAUUGUCACAGCAAGUUGGCCAAUGUGCUUUUUACUCGUGAGCUGGCCAAAAAGCUCCAAGGCACAGGGGUCACCACCUACUCGGUGCACCCGGGCAUCGUCCGCUCCGAGCUGGUCCGCCACUCCUUCCUGAUGUGCCUGCUCUGGCGGCUCUUCUCCCCUUUCCUCAAGUCAGCGCGGGAGGGGGCGCAGACCAGCCUGCACUGCGCCCUGGCUGAGGGCCUGGAGCCCCUGAGCGGCAAGUACUUCAGUGACUGCAAGAGGGCCUGGGUGUCUCCCAGGGCCCGAAAUAACAAAACUGCCGAGCGUCUGUGGGCCGUCAGCUGUGAGCUUCUAGGAAUUCAAUGGAAGUAGAGCUGGUAGAAGAGCCGCGGCUUUAUCAGGUCCGGUCCGCGCCAUCACGAAGGGGGACCAAGAAGGCCAACCCUGAGGACUGUCCUCCCGGCUGGCUGCUGCUGUGAAUCCUGUCCUCCUCCGAUUCUCCCGACCCUUCUGGAAACCUCUGUACACCCAACCCUCUUGUGAGGCUGGCUCGUGGUAUCAGAUGUUCACGUCUACAGAGCAUUCUUCUCCAAGACUUGCGGUCGGCCUCCCUCUCGUGGCAGGAGGAGCAGGCAGAAGCCAGGCUGAGCACAGGGAUGGCAAAAGAGCCUGGGAAACUGGGUCAGUUUCCUCACCGGAACCAGGAACGCCAGCCAGCAGGCUCCGCGGAGGUGGCAGGAGCACCAGCGUCACGUAUUUCCAGGGACUAUAAACUCAAACUCGUGACUAAUCUCUUUCCUCUUUAAAUUCUGCAUCCCAAUUCUGGUCACAGCUCUGGAGUCUGGACCAACUAAGGAAAAUCUUGGCUUAACCUUGGCCAACUUUGGUUCCUUCCUCUGAGCACCCUGAGUCCCUGCAUGAAGGUGGGCCUUGCCGUUUUCUUUUUCCACUUCUUUUUUAAAAAUUGAAAAAAAAAUCUCUAACUUUAUUGAGAUAUAAUUUUUAAUCAUGCAGAUGGUUUCAUUUUCUAAAGCAUUCCCUUUACCUCAUUUUUAAAAUAGUUUGCUGAUUUAAAAAAAAAAAAUAGAGACAGGAAGGGAGAGGAAGAGAGAGAUAGAAACAUCAGUGAUGAGAGAGAAUCAUUGAUCGGCUGCCUCCUGCACGCCCCCUACUGGGGAUCAAGCCCACAACCCAGGCAUGUGUCUUUGCUGGGGAAUUGAACUGGCUACCUCCUGGUGCACAGGACAACACCCAACCAACUGAGCCACACCAGCCAGGCUUUACCUCAAUUUUUAGAGAAAAUAGAAUACACACCCCAUUGCCUUACUUAUUUUCUCAGGGUAGCAAGAGAGAAACGGAACAAAAUGGGGGAAGCCAGCCUUCUAUUUUAUUGAGUAGUAUCUCACCCUUCUCACAACCCAUAACCUUGUUAUAAUAUCACAUCUUAGAAUGCAUUAUUAAGAUGGUGUAAAAUAAGAUGUUUCGAUUGGAUAUUUCUUCAAGUUGCUUCCAGCUCUCACGUUUUAUUAUCUAAGUGACUUCAGUUACACAGUUGCUACAUUUCACUAUAGAUUGAGGCCAGAGGGAAGGUGGGACUUGAUUGAAUUUGAUACACAGAUGCAGAAAAACCACGCUCUGAUAAACCCUCUACCUGAACUCAGAGGUCUUCUCGCUUCUGGCCUCCCUGCUCUCCUGUGCUUCAGCCCCUGCUGCUUGCCUCAAGUGCUGACGUCACCAAG